AUGUCCACUUCCGGGUAUAUGAACCCCAGCAACACCCGCCUCCCACACAUCUCCGACAUCAUGUCCACUUCCAGAUACACGGACCCCGCCAACGCCCGCCUCCCGCCCAUCUCCGUAACACAAUCCCCCGCUGGCAACGAUACAUCUGCUGCAAGCAGAAAUCUCAAAUGUUCAAUUGCGCAGAUUCUUAAUCCUGCAGUCCCUGCUAUAUCCGAUAUUCACGAGCUGUCUGCGAGCGUCGACAACUCGGGGAUUCCUUCCAGGUCUGGGGCAGAGCUUUGCGCACCUUCUAGUUCACGUGGGGACCCAAUGAUUCUCGACCCCCCCUCAUCUUCUUCGAACGCUCAAGCUCCACCCACCACCAUACAACCAUUGAUGGUCGUGAUCCUCCCCGCCCCUGGCCUCACACCCCGCGACGCCCGCCACCUCACAAACCUCAACCUCGCUCUGUCGACCCACGCGGUACGCCGCAACUACGAGCGCCUCCACGACGCGCUGCUGUGCCUGGACUAUGCGCUCAAGCGCGCGCCGUAUACCAAUACCGCUAUCUAUCAGCCGUUACUCGACGCGUGGAUGCGCUACAAGGACCGGUAUCUGGAGUAUGAGAGUGAGAUGAUUAGGCUACGGCUUAUCCCUGAGCCUUAUUGGUAUACGGUGUUGAGGAAUAGGGUGUUGGUGAGGAAUGUGUGGGCGGGGUGGGUGCCGGGGAUGUUGGUGGGGAGGGGGGAGGGGGGGAUGAGGGGGCCGGGGGGGAAGAGGGUGGAGAUGGAUGUGGUGGUGGGGAGGGCGUUGGCAAAUAUGGUUUUUCCAGUGGAGGUGCAGAGGGGGGGAUAG
Morchella importuna is the source of this 834-nucleotide messenger RNA. RefSeq lists its product as uncharacterized. The record is from RefSeq and is a predicted model, not a curated record. Bases 1 to 834 code for a protein of 277 amino acids. The transcript has a single exon. NCBI's taxonomy places the organism in Eukaryota, Fungi, Ascomycota, Pezizomycetes, Pezizales, Morchellaceae.